UGUGAAAAUAGCAUUCAUUUGUCCAAAACUAACACCAAACACAAAUCCUUUCAAUUCAGCUAACCAGACCCUUUCCUUUUUUUCAUUUACACGCACAAGCCGAAUGUCCUCCUCACCGUCUCCGGGGUCCACCCCGGGAGCUCCGGCGCCGACCUCUCCGCCCCCAACCACCAAUACAUCACCUCCACCAGCCACUCCGGCUGCGCCAACACCUUCUAGUCCAUCUGCACCUCCUCCCACUCCACCUGCGCCACCACCUCCCACUCCAUCGGCACCUCCGCCAGCUACUCCCGCAUCUCCACCAUCACCCGCUGCUUCCCCACCUCCAGCGCCCUCCUCUACCCCCUCGACUCCGCCCUCUACUCCUGCAUCGCCUCCGCCUCCGCCUCCGUCCAGUCCUUCGGGUAGCAAUUCACCCCCGCCGCCGAAAAGUUCGGGGACGCCGCCACCGCCGACUGCUCGGAGUCCACCGCCUCCACCUAGUUCGUCGUCUUCUUCUGGUGAUGGAAUAAGUAUGGGGUUAGUGGUGGGGUUAGCUAUAGGAGGACUGGCUAUUCUUGUGGUGGUCAGCUUGUUGUUUCUUUGUUGCUGUAAGAAGAAGAGGAGGAGACGUGAUGAGGCUGGUUACUAUAUGCCUCCACCACCUCCUGCCCCUAAAGUUGACCCUUAUGGUGACCGGCAGCAUCAGUUUCAGCAUAAUGUCCCACCAGCUGCUGCUCUUGUUGUCCCACCGAUGCCAAAACCCUCUCCUCCACCUCCAGUUGCAUCACGUCCACCAUACUCACCCGUUCAUUCUCCUUCUUCUCAGCCGCCGCCACCACCUUUCAUGAGCAGUAGUGGAGGCUCUGGCUCCAAUUACUCAGGGCCUGACAACUCAAUCCCACCACCUUCACCAGGCAUUUCUUUAGGUUUUUCAAAGAGCACAUUUACGUAUGAGGAAUUGUCAAGGGCAACUGAUGGCUUCUCAGAUGCCAACCUCCUUGGACAAGGUGGUUUUGGGUAUGUACACAGAGGUGUCUUACCUAAUGGAAAAGAAGUGGCAAUCAAGCAACUGAAAGCUGGAAGUGGUCAGGGAGAACGUGAAUUUCAGGCAGAAGUUGAAAUAAUCAGCCGAGUACACCACAAACAUCUUGUUUCCUUGGUUGGAUACUGUAUUGCUGGAUCACAAAGAAUGCUUGUUUAUGAGUUUGUUCCAAACAACACUUUGGAGUUUCACUUACAUGGAAAGGGGCGACCUACCAUGGAUUGGUCUACCAGACUGAAAAUUGCUUUAGGUUCUGCCAAAGGAUUGGCAUAUCUUCAUGAAGAUUGUCAUCCUAAAAUUAUUCAUCGUGAUAUCAAGGCAGCUAACAUACUUCUGGAUUUCAAGUUUGAGGCAAAGGUAGCUGAUUUUGGACUGGCAAAAUUUUUUUCUGAUGUCAAUACUCAUGUCUCCACACGAGUAAUGGGUACAUUUGGUUACUUGGCUCCAGAAUAUGCUUCAAGUGGAAAACUCACUGAGAAAUCAGAUAUUUUUUCCUUCGGUGUCAUGCUUUUGGAAUUGAUCACCGGACGCCGACCUGUUGACUCAAGCCCUUCUUACGUGGAGGAUAGUUUGGUUGACUGGGCAAGGCCUCUGCUUAAUCGAGCUCUGGAAGAUGGAAACUUUGACAGUCUGGCUGAUCCAAGGCUGCAGAACAAUUAUGACCACAAUGAGAUGGCUCGGAUGGUUGCUUGUGCUGCUGCUUGUGUGCGUCAUUCUGCACGUCGCCGGCCUAGAACAAGCCAGAUAGUCCGUGCUUUGGAAGGGGACAUGUCUCUAUCUGAUCUGAACGAGGGAAUUAGACCUGGACAUGGCAAUAUUUACAGUUCUUAUGGAAGUUCGGACUAUGACACGGCGCAAUACAAUGAAGACUUGAAAAGAUUCAAGAAGAUGGCAUUGACUAGCCAGGAGUAUGGUGCCAGUAGCGAGUACAGUGCACCUACAAGCGAAUACGGAUUAUACCCUUCUGGCUCAAGCGGUGAAAACACCCGCGAAAUGGAGAUGGGAAAGAUGAAGAAAAACAAUCAAGGUUACAGUGGAAGCUCUUAGCAACCCAUGUCCCAUUUUUCUUUUCUGUAAAGUCAGGCCGCCUUCUUUUUAAUUGCAAGAAUGCUGUUUUGCAUACAGAAUAUUCUUUUUUCUCUUGAGUAUAAUUUUGAUUUGUUUCUUUUACUUACCUGUAUUUAUUGGUGGUUUAUUAUAUAAAAGAAGACAAGGGACAGAUCUUUUUGAUUCUUCAA
Molecule: messenger RNA, 2262 nt
Organism: Mangifera indica (mango)
Lineage: Eukaryota; Viridiplantae; Streptophyta; Magnoliopsida; Sapindales; Anacardiaceae
Product: proline-rich receptor-like protein kinase PERK1
Exons: 8
Coding region: 104-2071 (655 amino acids)
Biological process (GO): protein phosphorylation
Molecular function (GO): protein kinase activity; ATP binding
Source: RefSeq, a predicted model, not a curated record